AUGGUGUACACUUCGUUGACUGAGGCUCCUCACAACCUCAAGGAUGGCAUUGACUGGUUGAUAGCCCUGAGAGGAACUGACGCGGAAGCAAACCUCAAAGCUAUGGGCGCCGCAAUUCACAAAUUACUUGCAGACAAGCCAGUUGGGUAUACGGAGGUCCCAGGUCUCGAGGCAGUCAAACAAAUUUCCAAGGAGUUCAUGGAGAAACCGGAGCUUAAGUACCAUUGGUGCGUGGAAAGAUUGCUGAAAAGGUUCAACAAACCUAUGGGUAAGGCCCCCAGCCUGUUAGAGAAGUGGUUUGGAAUUAUAGCCGAAAGCGAUUAUGCGAAUGUCGUACAGAACCAUGGUUUCGACCGUCAAGCCAUGUCAGAUAAGUUAGCACAAGUUGUGGACAGCUGCGAUAAAUUCUUAAAUGAGAUGAAAGACCCUGACCAUUAUACGUCUGCUUACGGUUCUGAUGCGACGUGGGCUAAAUCAUGCGCAAAAGAUCCGGAAGCUUGUGCAGUGAUCCUCGUGGGUGUUGCGCCAAUGCUGUACACAGGCUUGCGUUCUUUGUGGGAUGUGAGCUUUUUUGCAGCCAAGAAGAUUCCACCAUUUAACUCGAAGAGACGUUUAUUAGAUAUGUUGAAAGCCGUAGGUUACGGAGAGCCGGUGUGCCCCGCUGGCAUAGGUGCGUCAGAUGUCCGUAAGGCGUUUAAUCUUAUGGAGGUCGACAUAUUUACAACACUUUACGACCUCGGCGGAUUUUGGGCUUUCUAUGGAGAUAAGAAUGCAGCAAAUUCAAAAUCUUUAAGAGAUGUAGCACCUGCGGAUUCUGUAGAAGGUGAAGGACGUGUGGGUGAAGAACCUGAGGGUGAAGAACCUGAGGGUGAAGAACCUGAGGGUGAAGAACCUGAGGGUGAAGCAUCUGAAGGUGAAGCAUCUGAAGGUGAGGAAUCUGAAGGUGAAGACUCUUCGUAA
Molecule: messenger RNA, 960 nt
Organism: Babesia bigemina
Lineage: Eukaryota; Apicomplexa; Aconoidasida; Piroplasmida; Babesiidae
Exons: 1
Coding region: 1-960 (319 amino acids)
Source: RefSeq, a predicted model, not a curated record